GGGGGUCUGCGAGUGGGGGGUUCAUCACGCAGUCUGAGAGGGAGAUGGCGAAGUUGAGGCGUGGGAACUUGGUGUGGGACUUCGUCACCGCGGGACAGCAUGUGGGGAACCAGGCGAAGAUGCAUGGGGACCGAAAGUUGCGUUGCAACUUUUGCGGCCACUUGUUUCAGGGGAAUGCGGGGAAGGCCGUGCACCAUUUCACGCAGGCGAAGUACUGCAAGGCUGUGGGGAUGAGAGUUCCCGCUGAAAUAUGGAACGACACGGACUACACAUUCAAGCCCGCGACUUCUCGGCGGGUGCAGAGGUGGAUGGCUGACGAGGGGGUACGGGACAUGAGAGCGGCUGCGGGUGGGCAGCAACAGCGGAUGGACGAGGGAGAGAGGGACGAGAUUCAGGACGCCCUCGAUCAGGAGGAGGGUCUCGAGGGUGGGGUUGGGGAGGGGGGGACGGUUGACGAGGCAGUGCGAGACCCUGACCUGCCAGGGGAGGAGGUGGUGAUGACGUCGAGAGGCGUCGGUCGAGUGGAGCGGGUGUACUUCACUUACGGUGGAGGACCUGACGGCAUGGGUUCACACACAUCGGUCAUCACUGAUGAUGUGCCGUCGACCGGACAGGCCAGUGCGACCGAUGUGUUGGAGCAGGAGCCACAGGGAGGCCUUUGGACGACGGGCAGGAGCUGGGAGGUUAGGAGCGACAACGAGCACGAGAGGGAGGCCGAGGAGGAGGAGGUGCCCCGUCAGGAUCGUCACUACUCUCCCUCCCAUCAUCGAACCACUGCACCGCCCGAGGCACUUAGGCGUUCGGAGAGGUUAGCGUCAACAGCAGGGAGAAAGCAGACCCAUGACAGCAAGGAGCGUGAGGGGGAGAUGAUUCCUUCGGGCUCCGGUAUCCGCCCCCGCUCAUCGUCGGAGCUGCGUACAUACGACUUUGACGUCGGACACACAGGUGGGGGCUUGGGGGAUUUCAGCGCCCCGGAACGUCGACAUGCCUCACCGUCGGAGGUGCAUACCGACGACUUCGAUUUGCGGGGCCGUGUUGAGACCGAGGAGGAGCGGGAUGCCCGCCUGGACCGAGAGGAGGAGGAUCGGCUGCGGACUUUGCCAGGAUGGGAGGAUCGAGUCGCGUUCCUAGAGGAGCAGCGUCGAUAGAGGGAUUUGGAGACAGGAGGGUGGGGCGGCUUUGACGCCGACGACGGGGGUGUCCCUAGGGAGCCAGUUCAGGCAGA
Messenger RNA from Chara braunii, 1225 nucleotides. The record is from the annotation of a GenBank genome assembly. Lineage: Eukaryota; Viridiplantae; Streptophyta; Charophyceae; Charales; Characeae.